GCACUAGAUUCUGACACGCACUCGUUAUGGGGAAAACGCUGCAUGCUAUUGGCCGAAACCAAUGUCAAUGUUCAAUGCAUCUCAUUCGAUUGGUGUAUUGGAAAUUGGGGCGUUUUAGGGUAAUUUGUGAACAGUGGUCGUAGUUGACAGUUGAUCUCUUGGUUUUUCCAUCUAUUCGUGAAUUGUUGAGAUUUUGCUAAUAAGGAGGGGGUGUCAACUGUCCGGUAGCUGAAGAAAGUUGGACCUUCAAGUUCAACCAUUCCACACGUCGACCCCCCACUAUCAACUAUCAACAUGGCAGGGAUUGGCAGACUGUCAACAAAGGGCUCAGUACUCUUACUGUGUGACAUGCAGGAGAAGUUCAGACCCAACAUCUUCCAGUUCACCAACAUUGUCAGCAACGCAGCCAGACUGCUACAGGCAGCCCGUGUUCUGGGCAUCCCCCCCAUAGUGACAGAGCAGUACCCUAAAGGCCUGGGUCCCACGGUGCCUGAGCUGGGGGCUGGGGACCUGACAGCCCACGCCAAGACCAAGUUCACCAUGAUGAUAGAGCCAGUGGAGAAGGAGCUCAAAGCCCUGGGAGAUCCCAAGAUAGCCAUCCUCUGUGGGAUAGAGACACAGGCCUGCAUCGCGUGCACGACCUUUGACCUGCUGGAGAAGGGUAUGGAGGUGCAUAUCGUGGCUGAUGCCGUCUCAUCCAGAAGUCAGACAGACCGGUUGUUUGCCCUGUCCCGGUUGAGGCAGAGUGGAGCCUUCCUGACCACCACAGAGGCCGUCCUACUACAGCUAGUGCAAGAUGCCCAACACCCCAACUUUAGAGAGAUCCAGAAGCUGUUGGUCCAGCCAUCCCCUGACACAGCCUUGCUGGCCUUCUUCAGCUCUCUGUAGAGAAGACAAGCUCCUUCUUGUUGUCUGUGAAAUCAUCUGAAACACUGUGUGAACACAAGUACGGAAAUAAACCCAUGCUGCUGUUUUCCAUGCUGA
Molecule: messenger RNA, 984 nt
Organism: Oncorhynchus mykiss (rainbow trout)
Lineage: Eukaryota; Metazoa; Chordata; Actinopteri; Salmoniformes; Salmonidae
Gene: isoc2
Product: isochorismatase domain containing 2
Source: RefSeq, a predicted model, not a curated record